Knipowitschia caucasica is the source of this 1116-nucleotide messenger RNA. The record is from the annotation of a GenBank genome assembly. Lineage: Eukaryota; Metazoa; Chordata; Actinopteri; Gobiiformes; Gobiidae.
AUGCCACACGCACCAAAGACUUCCGUAAACAAGGCCAAAAUGCAGACCAAGAGGAGCGCCUGGACUCCCCUGAACCACGCUCCGUCCAACAGUCAGCUUUUUGAAGAGAGACGGGCUCUUUUGUCCAAAUGGUUUUGCAUGUGGACAGAUGAUCAGAAGAAGACCAUCCUCCAGGACCUGAUUCAGAGCUGUUCUUUGGACCAGCUGAUAAUCCUCAGCAGGAGCAUCAGCAGACGGCUCCCCCUACAGGCCACAGACUUUACCUGCAUGCUGCCCCGUGUCCUGAGUCUCUACAUCUUCUCCUUCCUGGACCCUCGCAGUCUCUGCCGCUGCGCACAGGUGAGCUGGAGGUGGAAGAGCCUGGUGGACUUGGAGCAGCUGUGGAUGGUGAAGUGUGUGAGGAGAGGAUGGUUUCUGGACGUCAGCCCGACUCCGUUUGAAGUGUGUGUGUGGAAGAGACACUACAUCAGCACCGUGGAGAGGCUCCGGAGCGAGGCCGCACAGUGGUUGUGGCUCCAGCAGCAGAGAGCAGCUGACAGUCCUCUUGGUCCUGGCUCUGGUUCUGGUCCUGGUCCUGAUCCUAUAGAACUGUGUUUAGAGGACGCUCUCCUCACUGACCCUGGUCCAGUGUUGCCCAAAAAGAGCACAGCGAAAAAGACAAAACAUUGGAGCAGGUCGUCUCUGUCAUUGCCUCCGUGGAGAGACGCGGACCGCAAACCCAAAGACAUUGUGCGAUUUAACUACCUGGACAACUCGCUGGAUGUUGCUGUCAUCAAACUGCAGACCUGCCCAGCUUCCACAGUCUCCUCUGGACCAAUCAGAGCCCAGGAUUCACACCCCAGCAUCCCUGAAGAGGCUCCUGACAGAGUCCCGGUUCAACGCGGGGGUCCGCCCUGGUCCGGUCUGCUCCACUGUCCCCCGGCUGAGUGCACAGGGGCUGCGGACCGCCCAGAGAUCCCACAGAAGCAUCCCCUCUGCACCAUUACUGCACUACAUUCAACCUUGGACUGUGAGCUCUCUGCAUACAUAGCAGUGGCGCCCUCCUCAGGACACCAGAGGAGCUACAGACAGACAGAAGUUCCACCCCUAUGGUUCCACCUGAAGUUAAUACACUAG